Messenger RNA from Phytophthora sojae, 237 nucleotides. RefSeq lists its product as hypothetical. The transcript has a single exon. Lineage: Eukaryota; Oomycota; Peronosporomycetes; Peronosporales; Peronosporaceae. The annotation marks the transcript as partial. The record is from RefSeq and is a predicted model, not a curated record.
AUGAGCGGAUUCAGUUAUCCACAGCCUAUCUUCACUUCAAGUACUUACAACCCAGCGUUUUUCUUAUCACUCCGAGAAGACAAAUUGCUCACAUAUGCAUAUGCCCAGACGCUAUACCUCAGUAAAAACGACUUUCGUUUGAGUUACAUCACCGGUGUCACAGCCGGAUAUGCGGUUCAAGGUGUGUCCUUAGUUCCAGAUGGUAGUUUAAGCAUUAAUGGUCUAAAUCAGAUCACA